AUGGGGAAACCCCGCAUGAUCAUAUUGAUCCGCCAUGCCCAGUCAGAGGGAAACAAGAAUCGCGACAUCCACCAGUUCAUUCCCGACCAUAGAGUGAAACUGACCCAGCAUGGCUGGACUCAGGCAGAAGAGGCAGGACGACAGCUACGGUCUCUGCUCAAGCCAGACGACACCCUCCAGUUCUUCACUUCACCCUACCGCCGUACGCGCGAGACGACCGAAGGCAUCCUCCGAACUCUGACCUCCGACGACCCAACACCAUCGCCCUUUCCCCGCAACAAGAUAACCGUCUUCGAAGAACCCCGGAUACGCGAACAGGACUUUGGAAACUUCCAGCCAUGUUCAGCCGAAAUGGAGCGCAUGUGGCAGGAGAGGGCCGACUAUGGGCACUUCUUCUACCGUAUACCUGAUGGUGAGAGUGCGGCUGACGCGUACGAUCGAGUCAGUGGCUUCAAUGAGAGCUUGUGGAGAUCGUUCCAGGACGACAACUUUCCCAGUGUUUGCGUCUUGGUCACACACGGGCUGAUGUCGCGUGUCUUCCUUAUGAAAUGGUACCAUUGGUCGGUCGAGUACUUCGAGGAUCUCCGUAACGUCAACCACUGCGAAUUCAUAAUUAUGAAGCGAAGCGAGAACAACGGCCGAUACAUCCUCCAGAACGAGUUACGAACAUGGUCGGAACUCAAGCGACGUGCUGCUAAGGAGAAGGAAGAGACAAAGAGCGCCACCUCAUCGACGCCGAGCAGGGCCACACCUUUGACUGGACUGGGCCAAGGAGGCAUCACCGCAUCUCCCACUAUACCCACGCGCCGAUGGGGAGGAUGCGUCAACGGAUGUGACCAUGACAAGAUCAACUACCCCCGUCGACCGAUGCGCAAGAACACUAUGGAGUACAUGGGACAAUCGCAACAGCUGCCCCCGCCGGCAGUCUCACAUAUGGAGCCUGUAGAAAGCGAACAGGAGGACCACCCAGUUGCAGCGCAGCAGACCGAACACGCUCCCAUUAUCAACGAGCCGUCGCCGGCAAAGCUUUCGCGGAAGCAGAGUACUAAGGGUGCCACCAUUCCGGAAAUGCCUCCAACGCCAGCAUCUCCAAACGAUGCGUCCAACGACGCUACAAGCAGUGAUGAAGGGGAAGCAACAUCGUCCAUGUCACGCUCAGGUAGCCAUGCGCAACCGAGAACCGCAGCUGUCCUCCGCCACCUACAACCUCACAAAACACCAGGCGAGGGUUUCUCUGAUGACUCCGACUACUUCCCGGGCAUGCAACAGAUACAACAUCGCAAGUUCCUCCGAGCAAGCUCUACGCAGCGCAGACAGUCCAAAGAACGUAAACUGCAGCGCAAACAGACAGAGCAGAGCUGGAAAGAGGAAUCUGGCAUGGGUAACGGCGUCAGGACCGAUAGACUGGGCGACGGCGAUGCCACCAGCGAUGACGCUGCCUUCGCGAAAGAGAAGGAAGGAGAACCAAUCCUCACGGAAGCGUUGAAAGGCAACAUGAUUGUCGAGAACAGUGAGGAGGAUAGAGAAGCCGGGGAGGAAGAGAAGAAGAUUGGCGAGACGGAGAUUGACAAGAUGCAAGACGCGGAGAGAAAGGGUUUUGGUGAGUUACUAAUCAGAUCUAAAGAGCUCCGGAACUACAUAUACAAGUAUGCAGCUGAGCAGAGCAUUCUGGUGAAGCUCUCGCACAACCCUAGCCUCACUAAGAACAACAUCGACUACAUCGCUCAAGAUCGUACGCUCCUAGGUCUCACACAAACCUGUAAACAGAUCCGCGAUGAAUUCUUGCCUAUCUACCUCACAACGACCACUAUCGCCAUUCCAUAUUACCAGGUCGAUCAGUACAUCUCCACGUUUGUCGAUCCACAACAUGGCACCUACGACGAUUCGGUCGGUAGUAUUAUUUUGCUGAGGCCAAGGGUUUUAGCAACACGUCAUUCCGUCGAUAUACUCCCAUUGGUCAAAAUCAUCGCUCGGGCGCCACGCUUGAUUGUACGCUUUCUCAACGAGGACGCCAAUGACUUCCGCCAGAACAGCUUGUUCAACUCGCUCCUCAACACCCAUCGCAACCCCCGCUGGAACGUCUACGUAGCAAGCUCGCUUUCUCAGAUCACCAUUAGCAGUUGUACGGAUGAAGGUCUAACGACCGCAAUUAUGGUCAAGAAAGAGUGGGCGGAAAGCUGGAUGGGUCUCAACUUCUAUAAGAAAACUGAGUAUCUCAACGCAGCAAUGACAUGA
Alternaria incomplexa is the source of this 2235-nucleotide messenger RNA. RefSeq lists its product as uncharacterized. The record is from RefSeq and is a predicted model, not a curated record. Bases 1 to 2235 code for a protein of 744 amino acids. Lineage: Eukaryota; Fungi; Ascomycota; Dothideomycetes; Pleosporales; Pleosporaceae. The transcript is spliced from 5 exons. Gene Ontology annotation, molecular function: phosphatase activity.